UUCAAUACUGAAUGUGUAUUAUGUGUUCUCUCAGCGUUAAAGCUGUCGGCUUGUUCAUCCAAAAUACACAUUAAAUACUGAUUUAAAAAAAAAAAACAAAGCCUCCUCAAUAGAAUGUGAAUAGAAUCUCCCUUCCAAAACUAUGGUUACAUGGAAUUCUCAUGACAUCACAGUGCUGUGGUUCACCUGCUGUUCAUUCCGUAGAUCACAGUUUCACAAACAAAAUGCUUUAGAGCAGGGGUUCCCAAACUUUUCCAGGGCAAGGCCCCCCAAAUGGCAUUAAAAUUUGACCGAGGCCCCCCUUUUGCAAGAUGUCUUUAAAACACAUUAAAAAUACAGACUUCUGUAUAUAUCCCCCUUUUUUUCAUUAAUAAUUACAUCUUACAUCUUUACAUUACAUUAGGAAUUGAUUGUGUAUGUGUGUGUGUGUCUGAGAGUGAGAAAGAGAAAACAUACAUUUAUUUAUUUUUCACACCAAAUUGUUGAGGCCCCCCGGGCGUCCCCUGGUGGCCCCCACUUUGAAAACCACUGCCUUAGAGUAUCUCAAUGUUUCAAAGCAACUAGAAAGCAGCAAAUCAAGUGUUUUUAGGAUGUAGGGUGCAGUGUUUAUGGUGUAGGGUGCCGUUUUUAGGGUGUAGGGUCCAGUUUUUAAGGUGUAGGGUGCCGUUUUUAGGGUGUAGGGUGCAGUGUUUAGGGUGUAGUGUUUAGGGUCUUUGACUGCCUCCAUUCAUGGUCUUUUUUAUUUUGUAAUUUCAGGAAGAGUUCCAGAAACUGGCGAUAAGACUACAGAGGCUAGAACAAAAGGUGAGGAAUCACACAGACACACACACACACACACACACACACACACACACACACACACACACAUACGCUCUGCAGCUCUGCUACAUUAUUUUCAUGUGAUUGAAUUGAAAUGAAAUGAAUUGGCCAGUAAAAGGAAAUAAAGCGCUGGGGAAUGGGACGACUCGGCCUGCUGCUAUAUUUGUUUACGCUGACUCUUCAUCACGUCAUGAACAUUUUAUUGAUUUUUGAUUUGAUUUCUUUCGCAGGAUAUUGAUGAACUCAUACGCAGGGUGCUCAGCCUUUACCGAGCUGAUGGUAUUGGAAUGGCAGACUACGUGCUGGAGUCUCUAGGCGCCGCUGUGAUGGCCAGUACAGAGACACUUAAUACUAAAUACUGCAAAGUGUUCGGCAUCAGUGUAUGGUGCAACAAUAAUGGCCCUGAAACAGCUAUACAGCUGGAGGUCUUCCCUGGGAAGUGUUGGGGAUUUAAAGGUCAUCAAGGUUACCUGCUCAUCUCUAUGCCCUACUGUGUACGCAUCACCCACGUGACCCUGGAGCACCCGCCCCGAGUGCUUUCAUCCCAUGGCCACAUAAGAAGUGCGCCAAGAGACUUUGCAGUUUAUGGAAAGGUUAACAAGAAAGAUGGAGGAAAUCUUCUCUGA
Messenger RNA from Ictalurus furcatus (blue catfish), 1445 nucleotides. RefSeq names its product SUN domain-containing protein 1-like. Gene Ontology annotation, cellular component: meiotic nuclear membrane microtubule tethering complex; nuclear envelope. Gene Ontology annotation, molecular function: protein-membrane adaptor activity. The record is from RefSeq and is a predicted model, not a curated record. Lineage: Eukaryota; Metazoa; Chordata; Actinopteri; Siluriformes; Ictaluridae. Gene Ontology annotation, biological process: nuclear envelope organization. The transcript has 4 exons. Bases 1107 to 1445 code for a protein of 112 amino acids.